This is a messenger RNA of Closterium sp. Yama58-4, 1152 nucleotides long. The record is from the annotation of a GenBank genome assembly. Lineage: Eukaryota; Viridiplantae; Streptophyta; Zygnematophyceae; Desmidiales; Closteriaceae.
AUGUCAAUCCCUCUUCCCAACUUCUCCCUCUUCUGCAUUGCACACUAUACUCCCUCUCUUCCCUCUCCCCCCUCUCCUCCCUAUCUUCCCUUUGCUCAAUCUACUCUAUCUCCUAUCUCUUCACCCUCUACUCCCUCUCCUUCCUUUGAUCCUCUACUCCCUCCUCUCUUUCUUCUCCCUCUCCUCCCUCUCCUCCCUCCCUCCCCUCUGCUUCAUCUGCUCCCUCUCCUCCCUCCCCUCCCUAUCCUCCCUCUGCUCCCUUUGCUCCAUCCCCUCCCUCUACUCCCUCUCCUCCAUAUCCACCCUCUCCUCCCUUCCCUCUCUCUCCUUCCUUCUCUCCCUCUCCUCCCUCCCCUCCCUCUGCUCCAUCUCCUCCCUCUCCUCCCUCCCUUCCCUCUGCUCACUCUGCUCCCUCUCCUCCCUCUCCUCCCUCUCCUCCCUGCCUCUGCUCCCUCCUCUCCCUCUGCUCCCUCUCCUCCCUCUCCUCCAUCUGCUCCCUCUGUUCCCUCUCCACCCUCCCCUCCCUCUGCUCCCUCUGUUCCCUCUCCCCCUCCCCUCCCUCUGCUCCCUCUGCUCCCUUUCCACCCUCCCGUCCCUCUCCCCCCUCUGCUUCCUCUCUUCCAUCCCCUCCCUCUGCUCCCUCUGAUCCCUCUCCACCCUCCCCUCCCUCUCCACCCUCCCCUCCAUCUCCUCCAUUACCUCCAUCUCCUCCCUCUCCUCCUUCUCCCCCCUUUCCUCCCUCCCCUCCCUCUGCUCCCUCUCCUCCCUCUCCUCCCUCUCCUCCCUUUACUCCCUCUCCUCCAUCUCCUCCCUCUCCUCCCUCUCCUCCCUCUCCUCCCUCUCCCUCUACUCCAUCUACCCUCUAUGCUCCCUCCCUUGCCAUUGCUACUCCUGUUUCUUCUUCCUCUACUCUUCCAUCACCCUCUUCUGGUUUCUCAACUCACUGACCGCACCUUCUUCUCCAUGACAAGGAUGCCCACCCUCUCCUCCCUCUCCUUUUCCUCACCAUCCCCCCACUCAUCCCUCUCCUCCUCUCUCUCUUCUCUCACCCUCCUCUGCUUCCUCAACCCUCUCUGCUCUCACUCUCACCUCCUCUCCACCUCCUCUCCAUCAUCUGCUUUCACAACGCCACCCACGAAUAGCGAGACUUAG